AAGGGCGGUGCCCCAUGACAUCAGCAGCGCCUUCCCUGGACAUUCUACAUUCUCCCAGAGAACUCUUGGCAUUCCCUGUGACGUCACCAGUGUCGUAGCGACACCAACUGCCCUUAGGAGAUCCCUUCAGUGUCUCUAGAGCACACCAUUAGACAUGUUGUCAAGAUUUAGGUCUCUUCUUGUGAGAGGCAGUGGAGAACUUCCUGAGACCAGAGCGAGGCAGCAGGAAGCUGCCCUUCAGACUAGAAGUAAAACAGGAAGAAAGAAAUGGUUCUGGCAGAAGAGCAAGGCUGCUGUGGAGGCCUCAUCCCAGCCAACGCCCCUCACCCAGAAACAGGUGAAGAAGGAACUGGAGAGGCUGAGCACGGAGCUGCAGCUGAUGAGAAGACAAAGGGAUGAGCUGCGAGAUCGCCUGCUCUUCAUCACGGAAGGAACCGUGGACAACAGGCCCUACCACAAGCCAAAUCCUUUCUAUGAGAAACUGAAGUUGGAGCAUGAACAGGUCAUGUCAGAACUGAAGAGACUGCAGAAUGAGAAGACAGGAGCAUCAGAGAAGUGCCAUGAGCUGACCAAGGAGACAGUCUUUUAUCGAGGUCUGCACAGCCGACUCGUGAUGGAACAGACUCAGAUGACCAAGAAGGUGGACAUGCAGAGGCAGGAGAACAGACACCUGCUGGAGGAUUGGGUCCUGCUGAAGCGCCACCUGGAGGACUUGAGAGAGCUCUGCAAGGAUGGAGAGGAAGAGACCAGUGACCUCCAAACCCCAGAACAGCAGGAGCUGCAGAGACUGCAGAAAAUACUUGACUUCCUGAUGAAGCAGAAGGAGACGGUCAUGCAGGAAAAGGAGUUGGUGGAGAAGCUGCAGCAUCACUUGGAGAUGUCCCAGAUGAGGUUCAAAAGCAUUCAGCCUGUCCUGAAGCCGGCCACAUCCUAGGAUUAGAGCCACUUUAAGACACAGCUGCUUCAGCAAGAGACACCUGCUGAGUCACAUCCCUGGAACUACUGAAUUCUCCCUCAGUCUUGGUGGAGAACAUGACAGACAGAGCCCAAUAGAGGAAAGGCUGUAGCCAUCUUGACAAAGCUGUCACACUGUAGACUCCCCUGCUACUCUGCAAGGCCAGCCCUAGGUUGCAGGACUGUGCCUGUCAAUCUGCAGGAAGAAAAUGCUGUUCAUUUUCUGUUUUGUUUUGGUUUUGGUUCAUGUUUUUGAGUUUGGUUGUUUUUGUUUUGCUGAUUUGAUGUUAUUCUUGUUAUUGUUUUUCCUAGGUUGUUUUUUAUUGACUACCCCUUUAAAGCCCGAUUUGAGACAAGUGUAUUUUUCAUGAAUUAAAAAGCCAUUC
This is a messenger RNA of Mesocricetus auratus (golden hamster), 1340 nucleotides long. Its product is annotated as disks large homolog 5-like. The transcript is spliced from 6 exons. Bases 155 to 934 code for a protein of 259 amino acids. The record is from RefSeq and is a predicted model, not a curated record. Lineage: Eukaryota; Metazoa; Chordata; Mammalia; Rodentia; Cricetidae.